AUGAGAAAACGUCAAGAACCCACCCGAGCACAAGCCCACCCGAAAACUUCAUCAUUACAUUCGGAAUUUAAAUCUGUCUCUCAAAUUGAGGACAUUGCAAAAGGAAUUAUUUCCGAUAAAAAGAAUACCAACAAUCUACUUAAAUUAACAGAGUUUUUGGAAGAAUCGUUUCCGAGGUCUCUCCGAAAGGAAAGAAAUUUUGUUCUACAAUCAAUAGAGUCUUUAUUGCAAGUGUUCUCCCACUUUUUUGAUCAGAAAACGUUGAUACUGAAUGUUGGAGAAAAAGAUACAGUUGUUUGCGAUGUGAGCAAGGAAAAAACAAUUCAAAAAAAGGAAUACAUGAAGUGGGUUUAUGACCAAUACUCUACAUUUACCAAAUAUCUUCCAUUGUUUGCGAUUCAUUAUUUCACCAAGUUUGAAGAGAGUGAAGUAGAAAUCCAAAAAUGUGUGGAUGCAAUUCUUACUUUGGCAAAAUUGGAAUUAAAUUCUGCAAAUGAUUCCGCUUUUGUUGAAAUGGACCGAGAACGUAAUAGAAUCAAUACUAUCGUUUGCGAAGGUCCAUUUGGCUCUUUAAUUUAUCACUUGGCCAUUGACACCAAUCAAAGUGAAGGAAAAGCUUUUAUCAUUGACUAUCUCAAAGACAAAUUUAUUGAUAGAUAUCACGAUUUGAGGUAUUUCACCUACGUUGCUUUAACACUGGCCAUUAGAAAGUUGCGCUCCAAGAAAAAAAAAGCAAUUACAUAUCCUCAGUUUUGUGAAAAUAUUCUCUCUAUUAUUGAUGACAUUCCUCCGAUUGAGGACAUUGAAAGAUUAUUCUUGUAUGAGGGGUUUGAUGAUUCAAGCGAAGAAGAAGAAGAUGUCAUGAGUGAUAACGAAGAUUUUGAAGAUGGUUUGAUGAUGGACGAUGGAACGAUUCCUUCAGGAGACACACUGAUGGAUCCUCUUGGAGACUUGAAUUCUUUAACACUACCAAGCUCAUCGGAAAAGAAUGAAUGCAAGAUGAAAACAAGAAAGAACAUAAUGACUAAAUCCAUCUAUGAGACUAUUUUAAGGAAAAUGAGCGAAGAAAUCAUUCCUCAAUUCGAAGAUCCAUUCUUACUCAAUGACUUUAUCUCUAAUUCUUUUGAUCAGGGUGGAUUGGUGGCUCUGUUGUCCGUCAAAAGUUUAUUUAUUUUAAUCUCAGAGUAUAAUUUAGUAUAUGACCAAUUCUAUCAGAAAUUAUAUUCUAUUAUCGAUUUGAAUCUUUUCACAAUGGAUGACAGAGAAGAAUUUUUUGAACUAUUUGACACAUUCAUGAAAUCCACCCAUUUACCUGAAUACAUUGUUGCAGCUUUUGUGAAGAAAUUUGCAAGAAUAUCUCUUUUUGCGCCUGCUUAUGCUUGCACCUACAUUUUGGCAGUUAUUUAUAAUCUUGUUUCUAGACAUCCACAAAUUAGCUUUUUGGUCCAACACGAUGAAAUUGAACCCAAGUAUCUUUCUAGACUUCAAAAAAAAGCAUUGAAAGAGCAACACACAAGGUCAAAUAAUGAUCACGUGACAGAUCCUUUUGACUUUCAUGAAAAAGAUCCCAAACUCUGUAAUGCAAUGCAGAGUCAGUUGUGGGAGAUUGAUACAUUAAUACAUCACUCUAAUACAGAGGUCGCCAAAAUGGCCAAAGACGUCAAGAGACAUUUCGCUGAAGGAUUUCCUCAAUAUGAUAUCAAAAAGUUUACAUCAACUACCACUGAAGAUAUGUUUACAAGGCUUGCUGAGAAGAAAAGGUUCGUCAAGCUCACUAAUUUGGAUGCUCCUAAUGGACUUUUUGAGACAAAAGACAAGAACUCUGUUUACUCCAUUUUCGACUUUUAA
Messenger RNA from Naegleria lovaniensis, 1848 nucleotides. RefSeq lists its product as uncharacterized. The transcript has 3 exons. Bases 1 to 1848 code for a protein of 615 amino acids. The record is from RefSeq and is a predicted model, not a curated record. Gene Ontology annotation, cellular component: Noc4p-Nop14p complex; nucleolus; small-subunit processome. Gene Ontology annotation, biological process: ribosome biogenesis. NCBI's taxonomy places the organism in Eukaryota, Heterolobosea, Eutetramitea, Acrasida, Naegleriidae.